CUUAGUGUGGUGCAGCUUGAUUCAUGGGAAAACACCACCCUCGACUAUUAAACAAAUAAGACUGCUGUGGAUAUCUUUCGGCCCUGCUGUGGUAUCUGUGGCUGAAUUCUAACAUGAGCGAGGAGGAGGGUAAGGAAGGAUGGUAAACUGAGACGGGUCCUUCCAUCCCUGCCAAGGGGACAUGCACCACCAUUGCCAUGUGGAUUCUGAAAUUGCACACUGGCUUUCUGUUAUACAUCUGGAGAGAUAUCAAGAUACCUUCAAGCAACAUGGAUUUGACUCAGUCAGGGAUGUGAUCUCGCUCAGUAAAGAGGACUUACAGAAGCUUGGCAUCACUGCUACUGGUCAUCGCAAAAGGAUUCUGAAUUUAGUCCAACAAACCCGGCAGUUGGUGGGGAACAAAAGUGAGCUCAUGGCAGGAGAUACCCAUCACAAGUCUGGCAGAUGUACAGAUGCUCUCAAUGGACCUAAAGCUGAAGAGAAGAAUGAUGUUGACAGGAACAGAGAAAUCAUAGCAGAAACCUUUUCUGACCCUAGGAUUCAACAUGACUUAACAGAUCAGAACCAAAAUUCACCAUCAAAUAAGAAGCCGACGUCUCAAGUGGCCAAGCCAAUACCCAAACCCAGAACUGUGUUUCCUCAUGCACAUCGGACAGCAAAACCAAAGCAGGCUCCAUGGCUGAAACCGCAACCAUCUGGUCCUUCUCAUAAACCUACUUCUUUGCCCAAACAAACUCUAGGAACAUCUUUUACCUCGGAGGGGUUUGAGGCAAGUAAAAGUGCCACGAAUGCUGAGGGCCUUGGGAUUACAACAGAUUCCCAGCCUGGGAUGGGAAAUAAAGUCUCAAGCAUCAUCCUGCCAGCUCAAUAUAGGGAAUGGAUGAAUAACUCAGAAUCUGCUCUGCUGCCUUUUAUUUCUGUGAAAGAAAUGAACAGCGAGGUCCAGAGUGUGGAUGAAGCCUCCUUUUACUCCAGUCCUACUUGUUUUGCCUGUCAGAGCCAGGCUGUGGACACCAGUCCAUCAGAGCCCCUUUCAACUGUUUCCAGAGUACAGAGAGAACCCUUGCCACUUUCGCCUGCCCUUAACAAGUCUUCCUCCCCAGAGGAUAGGAAUGAGAUGGUAUUGGAUGUUGCUGCACUAUUGCCAGUGCCAACCAAAAGUGUGGAUGUAAAGGAGACUCCAAGGCAUCAAUCGAGUACAGAGCCUUCUGGCCUAACUGUGCAAAAUGGGAUUGUGACCAUGGAGAAGGAAACCAAUUCCAUGAGACAACUCUGCCAGAAUCUAGACCACACACCACAGGGAUCAGACAACAGUUCAGGUCCAGCUGAAGAGGCCAUCAGUCCUUACUGUGAGAGUAUGUUUGGACAGUUCUGGUCUUCUCAGGGUGCAGCUUCCCUUGAAUGUCAGGAAUAUGAAGAGGUGCCAGAAUGUGCAUCAAGCCAGAGAGAAGGGCCUGCGAGCACCAGGUCAGAAGAAAAAAGCCCAUCUGCUAAGAAGGAAACUGCUCCCAACAGCUGCAUUGCCCAGAAAGAGAAUGAGGGUUACUCCACAGUGGAGGCUCCGUGGGCACAAGGCUCUCCAUUCAGACUCUCCGAUCACCUGUAUCCAGACGAAGUUUUAGAUGACUUGACCAUCUCUCCCUAUGCCAGCUAUACCUCAUUGUCGGAGCGGCCAUCCACUGUGCUCAUUGGCUGGCUAGACAAGCUCUCUCCACAAGGGAAUUACGUCUUCCAGCGACGCUUUGUCAGAUUUGAUGGAAAAAACAUCAUGUAUUUUAACAAUGAGAAGGAGCCGUAUCCUAAAGGAAUGAUCCCUCUCACCAUCAUUGAUAUGGUGCGUUCCACCAAGGACAGCAAAUUCCAGGUUGUCACAAAGCACAGGAUCUUUGUCUUCCGGGCUGAAAGUGAGGCACAGCGGGAAGAAUGGUGCAACACUCUUCAGCAGAAGGUGACUGAGCAGCGAAUGCUUUGUUCCCGGCCAUGCCUUAGUGGCAGUAACAGCCGCUUUCAAAAGUUUGGCUACCUUGAAUUGAAAGGCUACAAGUCCAAGGUUUUUGUGGUGCUCAUCCUGGCAGAGAUGUGGCUAUACAAAAGUGAGCAGUUCUUUAAGAUGGGUAUUGCCAUAUGCCUGAUUGAGAUGCAUAGCACCACCAUUCGAGAAGCCAAAGGCCGCAGCUUUGAACUCAUUACCCCAUUCAAGAUCUUCAGUUUCGUUGCCGAAUCUGAACGAGAGAAGAGAGAGUGGAUGGAGGCCCUACAGAACUCCAUUGCAGAAACACUCUAUGACUAUGAGGUAGCUGAGAAGAUCUGGUCUAACAAAGCGAACCGGUUCUGUGCUGACUGUCAUGCUCCGAGUCCCGACUGGGCUUCUGUCAACCUGUGUGUGGUGAUCUGCAAGCAUUGUGCAGGUCAGCACCGAAGUCUAGGCUCCAGCAUUUCUAAAGUGCAGAGUCUGAAGCUGGACACAAGUAUCUGGAGUAAUGAAAUGGUUCAGCUGUUCAUCAUGCUGGGAAAUGAACAAGUGAACAAAUUUUGGGAAGCGCACCUCCCACCUUCUGAGGCCUUAUACCCAGAUGCCAAUGCUGAGCAGAGACGAAAUUUCAUCUCUUGCAAGUACCGCUAUGGACGUUACUGUAUGCCACAUCCACACUACAGCAGCCAGGAAGACAUUUUGCAGGCAUUGUGUUCAGCUGUGUCUGGGCCUGGACUGCUAAAGACAAUGUUGCUGUUCUUUGCAUCCGCCAUGGAAACAGAGGUGGGACCUUGUGGCAACACUGUGGAAGCCAAGCCAUUGUGCAACAAUGGCCAAGGUCAACAAAGCAGCUCCCCAGGCAAUGUUGGGGUGGAGGAUCUGAGCCCAGAAGGAGUCUACAAUGAGGUCACACAACCCAUUGCCCAUUCUGGCUAUCUGUACAAGGCUCCGGCCGUGACAAAACUCACAGUGAUCAAGAAGAGCAGAGAGGAAUUUCAGAGAGUCUGGUGCUCACUGGAGAAGUCUUUUCUCUUCUAUGAUACUGAUAAGAGCUCCGAACCACUGGCAAAGAUAGAAAUGGUUGACGUAAUUUCACUUGGUGUGAACAGAACAGAGGUGCAGGCUAAUCCUGGGUCCUCAGACAGGAUCCACUUCACGUUGGAGCUAUACCUGAGCAAUGAACGAGUACAACAGCUGGAAGCUGAUGGUCCAGAUAGUCUGCAGUCCUGGGCCAGUGCCAUUGGAAAGUGGUUCACCCCUCUCAGUUGCCAUUGCCUGCUGGGCUACGAAUUCCAGAGGGUGGGCAGGCUCUGCUAUAAGUCCAUGUUGAAUCCCAAUCAGUGGCUGCAAGGUUUCUUCAUCCUCCAGAAAUCUCACCUUUUCAUCUGCCCAGGGGAAGAGGGGGCAACGGAGGACAGCAUCAACCUGCGGCAACUUCAGGAGCUCAGUGUUGUUCCUCUUCCUGAAGGCACAGAGAAGAAAGAGAUGCUGGUCCUGGUGGAGAUGGGGAGGACCUUCUGCCUUCAAGGAACAUGCCGACUAGACUUCUCCACCUGGUGCAUGGCUAUUCAGGCUUCAGCCAGUGGCCAGGGGAAUGCCUUGAGAGAUCAGCAACUCAGCAGGAGUGGUAUCCCCAUCAUUGUGAACAGCUGCAUUGCUUUCAUUACCCAGUAUGGGCUGCAACAUGAAGGCAUAUAUCGGAAGAACGGUGCCAAGUCCCGCAUCAAGCUUUUGAUGGAGGAUUUCCGUCGGGAUGCCCGAAAUGUUAAAUUGCGCAUCAGUGAUAAUUUCAUUGAGGAUGUGACAGAUGUGCUGAAGAGGUUUUUCCGGGAGCUUGAGGAUCCUGUCUUCACUACAUACUUGCACCCACAGUGGAAGGAAGCUGCAGGAAUCCUCCAGAAAUCACAACAACUGGAAAAAUACAAGGAACUGAUAAACCACCUGCCCCACCUCAACCGCAGAACUCUGGCUGCUCUGAUUGGCCAUCUGUAUCGGGUGCAGAAGUGUGCUGACCUCAACCAGAUGACUACCAAGAACCUGGCUCUUCUAUUUGCACCCAGCCUCUUCCAGACUGAUGGGAAAGGGGAGCAUGAGGUCAAGGUGAUGGAGGACCUAAUUGAUAACUACGUCUACAUCUUCAAUAUUGAUGAAGACCAAGUGUUACAAAUGGACCUGGAGAACAGUCUGAUUACUACCUGGAGGGACGUGCAGCUCUCACAAGCUGGUGAUAUCAUUUUAGAGGUGUAUCUCGAACUGAAGAAUCCUGACUGUUGUGUCACUCUUAAGGUAUCCCCUGUCAUGAGAGCAGAAGAACUUACAAAUCGAGUUCUGGAGAUGCGAAAUGUGGCAGCAAGUCAGGAUAUUUGGCUGACCUUUGAGGUCUUAGAGAACGGAGAACUUGAGCGCCCCUUGCAUCCUAAGGAGAAGGUUCUGGAGCAAGCUCUACAGUGGUGUAAACUCUCCAAACCCAGCUCUGCCUAUUUGCUAGUGAAAAAGGUGCCUAUUCGGGAAGGCAGUUGCCUUUUCACUGGCAUCAAACGAGAGAGCCCCAAAUGUGGUCUGUUAAAGUGUCGUGAGGAAUGGCCCAAGCUUCUGGGGAACAAGUUUCAGGAGCGCUAUUUUGUCAUCAAGGACCACAAGCUGCUUAUGCUGAAAGAGAAGCGGAGUGUGAAACCGGAACGGGAAUGGCUACUGGACAUGGCCAAAGUUUACAUGGGGAUUCGAAAAAAGCUAAAGCCACCUUCACAGUGGGGUUUUACUCUAGCCCUGGAAAAACAGCAACUGUAUUUGGCAUGCACUGGACAAUCAGAACUGUGGGACUGGACCACCAGCAUCCUGAAAGCCCAGCAUGACAGCAUCCGUACAGUCAUCCUGCGUCGACGCUCUUCUUCUGACUUGGCCAAGCAGAAGUUUGGCACCAUGCCCCUGAUUCCUCUCCGUGGAGACAGUACCAACCCCACAAUGCUCUCUGCUAAUCAGACCUUGCACCGACUACAUACCCGAAGGACAUUGUCCAUGUUCUUUCCAAUGAAGAUCCAUCAGGGUUCAUUAGAAGAGCAGCAGGAAACAGAAGAGUCCGAACCUGUCUAUGAGGAGGUUGGCACCUUUACAGACCUGGGUUUUUUGGAACUCCGUGACUCCCUGCUCCCUCCUGUGGAUCGGACCAAGAAGCCAGUUACUGCUCCAGAGCAGGGGAUGCCAAACUCCCUGCCUCCCUGCCCUGCCCCCAGAGCAUCAGGAAGUGAUGUAGGGAAAGCAGGAUGCCUGCAGAAGACUCCUAGCCUGGAGUUACAGAAGGACUCCACUGCAAAUAAACCCCCAGCGCAUGGAACAACUUCAGCUGAAAAAGAGUCUGGACAGCUUCAAGGACCACCUGCCUCAGAAAGAGAGCAGGACCAGCCAAACGAAGUCACAACCCUCCACCCAGAACCUCCCACUGGAAUGGAGACUCAAUUUGGUGACACCAGAAGAAAAAGCUCCCAAGCAGACUUAUCCAUUGGUAAUAAGCUAAUGCAGGAACUGAGCGCAGCCAUCCUCCGGAAGAAUGAAUGCCAAACUCUGCCAGUGACAACAGGAAAGCAGACUCUCCCACCAGAGGAUGGGAAAGUUCACCUGGAAGGUUCAUAUAAUCUAAGGACUGGGAGCUCUUAAACUUCAGUACUGAGGGACCCUAAAAUAGAGUCACAGUGCUUGUUGAGCUAUACAACUUAUCUGGAGCAUAUACAAACACGUGUUCUUCCUCAAAGCGUAGCUGUAAGAACUUUCUCCCCUUACUGUCCACUAGAAAUAUUUUACUAUGAAAUAUCAGUCACUGCUACAGUUUGGGCAAAAUGGCAGAUGGUAAGGUGUAAGAAGGGGAGUUUCACUGUGCUGAAUGGUGCAUCCCUGUCUUGACCUCAGCCCUGUCACAGGACCAUCUUAUAUCCAUAUGCAUCCAUAUGCAUUAUAACUCUGUACAUACCCAGGUCUGUGUGUCAUGCCAAACUUCUUUCUCCCAAUGUGGCACUGAGUGGAAGAUUCAGAUUUCUGGGCAUCCCAGCCUUUAUGCAAGUGUGUGUACAACGUUUGUUGGAAUUCUGAAUGUCAGAGAAAUGGUUUGAAAGAGUCAGUGUUUCUUCACCAUCCUGCCAAAACAGAAUGAGUUACAUAAAAUAGUACAAACUGAAAAAAAGGGAAUUACCAUUUUGCAGAAUUUGCUCAGCAACCAUAAUUUGUACAUGUCACCCGACCUCAGCUGCUUAUGAUAUAGAAUUUAGAUGGCUUGUUCAGAAAGUAUACACAGGUCUGCACAUAUUUCUAACCAAGGCCUAAAGAGUAAAUGCUAUUACAAGGAUAAGGAAAUCCCCGUUGCACAAGGCAAAUCUGGUAAUAUUUAUAUUGCGAAUUGGAUUAAAGAAUUUUGUAUAAUA
Anolis sagrei ordinatus is the source of this 6381-nucleotide messenger RNA. It is a transcript of the gene ARAP3, whose product is annotated as ArfGAP with RhoGAP domain, ankyrin repeat and PH domain 3. Lineage: Eukaryota; Metazoa; Chordata; Lepidosauria; Squamata; Anolidae. Gene Ontology annotation, biological process: signal transduction; positive regulation of GTPase activity. The record is from RefSeq and is a predicted model, not a curated record. Gene Ontology annotation, cellular component: cytoplasm. Gene Ontology annotation, molecular function: protein binding; GTPase activator activity; phosphatidylinositol-3,4,5-trisphosphate binding.